Messenger RNA from Plasmodium relictum, 3639 nucleotides. RefSeq names its product isoleucine--tRNA ligase, putative. The record is from RefSeq and is a predicted model, not a curated record. Gene Ontology annotation, molecular function: isoleucine-tRNA ligase activity; ATP binding; tRNA binding. Lineage: Eukaryota; Apicomplexa; Aconoidasida; Haemosporida; Plasmodiidae. Bases 1 to 3639 code for a protein of 1212 amino acids. The transcript has a single exon. Gene Ontology annotation, biological process: isoleucyl-tRNA aminoacylation.
AUGAUCAUCAAAAAGUCACGAAAUACAUUAAAAAUAGAAAAUAUCCUAAAAGAAAAUAUAUUAAGAAUAAAAAAUAUAUUUAAAAAAAAAAAAAUAACAUUUAAUAAAAAAGAAAUAGAUAAGAAAAAACUAAAAAAUAUGAUUAAUUUAACUUUUGAAUCUAUAACUGAAAAUCCAAAUUUUGUUGAAGAAGAAGAAAAAAUUUUGAGUUACUGGAAACAUAUUGACGCAUUUAAUUUAUCAAAUAAAUUAUCUCAAAAUAAAAAGCCUUUCAUUUUUUAUGAUGGACCACCCUUUGCUACUGGGUUACCCCAUUAUGGACAUUUAUUAGCUGGGAUAAUAAAAGAUUGUAUUACUAGAUAUAAUUAUCAAUGCAAUUAUUCUGUUGAAAGGAGAUUUGGUUGGGAUUGCCACGGAUUACCAAUAGAAUAUGAAAUAGAAAAAGAAAAUAAUAUAAAUAAAAAAGAAGAUAUUAUGAAAAUGGGUAUAGAUGUAUAUAAUGAGAAAUGUAGAAACAUUGUUUUAAAAUAUUCUAAUGAAUGGGUUUAUACUGUAGAGAGAAUUGGAAGAUGGAUAGAUUUUUCUAAUGAUUACAAAACAAUGGAUAAAACUUUUAUGGAAAGUGUAUGGUGGGUUUUUAGUGAAUUAUAUAAAAGAAAUUACAUUUAUAAAUCCUUUAAAGUAAUGCCAUAUUCUUGUAAAUGCAAUACACCAAUUUCUAACUUUGAAUUAAAUUUAAAUUAUAAAGAUACACCUGAUCCUAGUAUUAUUGUAAGUUUUGUUUUAUUAUCUCCAUUUCCGCAUGUUCAGGAUGAGUACAAUAUAGACGAGAAAAAUGAAAUAUUUAAGAAAUUUUCUAUUUUUUAUGACAUAUUUUUAUCUGCAAAAAAUAAUGUUCAUAAUAAAAAUGAAAAUGAUAAAAGAGAAAAUAGUCAACCAAAUAAUAAUUCGAAGGAUAAUAAUAUUUUUGAAAAUGAAGUAUUGGCAUGGACUACUACACCUUGGACAUUGCCUUCCAAUUUGGCUUUAUGUGCAAAUGAAAAUUUUAUAUAUUUAAGAAUAUGUAAUUUAGAAAAUAAUAGAAUCAUGAUAUUAGCAGAAUGCAGACUUGAAUGGAUAAUUAAAGAACUUAAAUUAAAAGUAGAAAAUAUACGUAUAUUAAAUAGAUUUAAAGGAAGCUACUUAAAAAAUUUAAAAUAUACUCCAUUAUUUAACAAUUUUUAUGAAAAAUACAACUUUAAAGAAAAUGCGUAUAAAAUUUUAGUAGAUGAUUUUGUUACUGAUGAUGCAGGUACAGGUAUUGUUCAUUGUGCCCCAUCAUAUGGUGAAGAUGAUUUUCGUAUUUGUAAAAAUAAUAACAUUAUAAAUCCAGAAAAAUCCAUAUUAAUAGAUCCUUUAGAUUCUAAUGGAUAUUUUACUGGGGAAAUAAAAGAGUUAGAAAAUAUGUAUAUAAAAGAUGCAGAUAAUGUUAUUAAGAAAAAGUUGAAGGAGAAAAAUAGAUUAUUAAGUAACAAUACUAUUGUUCAUUCAUACCCUUUCUGUUGGAGAAGUGAUACUCCAUUAAUUUAUAGAGCUAUACCAGCAUGGUUUGUUAGGGUUAGUAACUCUACAAAAAAUUUAAUUAAAAACAAUGAUACGACAUAUUGGAUUCCAUCUCAUAUUAAGGAAAAAAAAUUUCACAAUUGGAUAAAGGAUGCAAAGGAUUGGUGUAUAAGCAGAAAUAGAUAUUGGGGUACUCCUAUACCAAUUUGGUGUGAUGAAAAAAUGAAUACCGUUGUUUGUAUUGAGAGUAUAAGACAUUUAGAGGAAUUAUCAGGUGUCAAGAAUAUAAAUGAUUUACACAGGCAUCAUAUUGAUAAAAUUGAAAUUGAAAACCCCAAUGGAAAACAUUUACCAAAAUUAAAAAGAAUACCAGAGGUUUUUGAUUGUUGGUUUGAAAGUGGUUCAAUGCCUUUUGCAAAAGUUCAUUAUCCAUUUAGUAUAAAACAAGAAGAUCUUCAUAAAAUUUUUCCUGCUGAUUUUAUAGCUGAAGGAUUAGAUCAAACAAGAGGAUGGUUUUAUACUUUAUUAGUUAUCAGCACUUUGUUAUUUGAUAAAGCACCAUAUAAGAAUUUAAUAUGUAAUGGCCUUGUGUUGGCUUCAGAUGGAAAAAAAAUGAGUAAAAGAUUAAAAAAUUAUCCAGAUCCUAUUUAUAUAAUUAAUAAAUAUGGAGCAGACAGCUUACGAUUAUACUUAAUAAAUUCAGUAGCUGUACGUGCAGAAAAUUUGAAAUUUCAAGAAAAAGGAGUUAAUGAAAUUGUUAAAAGUUUUAUCUUGCCGUAUUAUCACAGCUUUCGAUUUUUUGCUCAAGAAGUUACAAGAUUUGAAAAUACACACCAUACUAAUUUCAUUUUUUGUGAAAGAAACAUUUAUGAAAAUGAUAAUAUUAUGGAUCAAUGGUUAUUUUCUUGUGUGCAAAAUUUAAUCAAAUGUGUUCAUUCAGAAAUGAAAUCUUAUAAAUUGUACAAUGUUCUUCCGAAACUUUUAAAUUUUAUCGAAAACUUAACGAACUGGUAUAUAAGAUUAAAUAGAGAUAGAAUGAGAGGUACAUUAGGCGAAACAAAUUGUAUUCAUUCAUUGAGCAUCGUUUAUAAAACUCUCUAUUUAUUUACUAUUAUUAUGGCACCUUUUACACCUUUUAUUUCCGAAUACAUUUAUCAAUUAUUGAAAAAUAUACAAACAAAAAGUCCGAACUCUUCUACAGUCACAUCUAAUAAUAUAAGUAACAAAUUUGAUGGACAAAAUACAAAGAAUUCAUCGGAAUUCAGUGAUGAUAUAAAAAAGAGUGUUCAUUUUAUUAUGUUACCACUUGUAGAUGAAAAUUAUACAAUUAACUAUGAAAUUAUUGAACUUAUCGAAAAUAUGAAAAACGUUAUUUUGCUGGGUAGAAUUUUGCGAGAGAAGAGAAAAACACCUAAUAAAAGACCAUUAAAAUCUCUAACUGUUUUACAUAAAAAUAUUGAUUUUUUUAAAAACUUUGACAAAAUUUCUAAUUAUAUAAAAGAGGAAUUGAACGUUUUAAAUCUUGAAUUCUCCAAUGAUACAAGCUGUCUCAUUUUUUCUGCUGUACCAAAUUAUAAAAAAUUAGGCAUUAAAUUAGGUCCUAAUUUAAAGAAUAUUCAAAAUAAAAUAAAAAACAUGAGUUCUGAUGAUAUUAAACAUUAUGAAGAAAAUAAAAAAAUUAUUAUUGAUAAUAUUUUAUUAGAAGAUGAUGACAUCAUUAUACAAAUGAAGCAUAAUCUACAAGAUACUAAUACAGAAGCGCUAAGUAAUAAUUUUAUAACUAUCUUAAUUGAUUUUACAGCAGAUGAACAAUUAGAAAAUAUGGCAAAUGCUAGAGAAAUAUGUAAUCAUAUACAGAAAAUGAGAAAAAAUUUGUCAUUAAGUCAAUAUACUCCUAUACAGAUGUAUAUUUAUAUUCAUGAUGAAAUAUUAAAGCAAAAAAUGAUAAAUGAAUUAAGUUAUAUUAAAAAAUGCUUAAGAAGAGAUUUAAAUAUAAUGAAUUCCCAUGAAGACAUUAAAACUUUACAAAAUUCUUUUCAUGAAGAAACAAUAAAAGUUAAUGGAAAAAAUAUAACUGUUAUUUUUACAAAAGAUUAG